Molecule: messenger RNA, 2139 nt
Organism: Penicillium soppii
Lineage: Eukaryota; Fungi; Ascomycota; Eurotiomycetes; Eurotiales; Aspergillaceae
Exons: 3
Coding region: 1-2139 (712 amino acids)
Source: RefSeq, a predicted model, not a curated record
AUGGCAUCCAGGCUGUCCCGAAGCCUGACACAGGUCAAUCGCCAUGAUUUCACUAGGUUAUCGGCCCGCGCGAUCCCUCGCGUUGCGACCGUUAGUGCGCGUGCUGGCUUACUGGCACAUCGCAAUACCCGUAACGUCGCGCCUUGGCCCUGCCGCGUAAAGCAAGCCAAUCCCGCGCGAUAUGCCCAUGCAGAGUCUGCUCCAUCGGGGGGACCCGAGGUUGGCAUUCUCGACGCUACUGGUUACAAAGGAUCGACCAUUACAGAGAAACAUUGGGCGGAGCAGGACGUAGGAGUUGUGGACGGCUUGAUUGAACCGCAAUCUGUGUUACAUUUUGUUGAAUUCAUCACGUCUGGUAUUCUGCCGAACGGGAAGAAGACCGACUUAGCAUUGCUCAAUGCAGAUGAAUUCGCACUAUUCAUGGCCCCGAGUUCACAGUGGGCGCCUGCACCGUUCAACAAGGACGACCUCCCAAUUGUGCAAAAGGCAGUCCAGCGAAUCACAGGCCCGGUGGAUUUGGCCGGAGUGUGCCGAAUUGGGCAUAACAUCCACUUCCUCAAACGUCGCCUCUGGGGAGGCCUUGCCCCCGUACCCGCGUCGCGCUGGCGCGAGAAGGAUCUCAGCAACCCGAAACAUUUUUCAAUCGCCCACGAACACCUGACCUCCGUCAUUGCCGUCUUCGAGUACCUCAAUCUUCCUCAGAUCCGGGCUAACAUGUGCACAACCUUCAACAAGGUUUCUGGUGACUUUUGCGCAAUGCAAGAGGCCUUGAAUGCUCGGCGCAUGACCCAUGGGGUUUCCGGUGAGAUCGACCUCACUGCUCUCUGGGAAGAAUUCAUUCGCGCACAGUACGAAGUCAUGACCAGCACCGCCCAUUCAUGGGUCUUGGCCCAAGUUGCCGAAUUGCGUGAACGGGCAUUGGACAGCUUCAAUGGGAUCAAGACCGAGGAUCCAAACACUCCAAAGAUGGAAUUGUUCACCAAGCGGUGGACUGACCUCAUUAACGUCACUUCGAUGGCGGACUUCAAUAUUUGGAUGUCCAUGGACGGGUACAACGGCUACCAUGCACCCUCCGAGAUCGUCGCUGGGCUACACAACCCAGACCUCAAGAAUCAAGACAAGAACUACGGCUUUUCCAAGCUCUUGAUGGACCGACUCAAGGAAUGUAUUGAGGCUCAGAACGAGGCUGCAAAGGUCCAAGGUCCAAGUGCGACGGAGAGUGAGGCAGCCCGGCGCGAGCGCAUUUCUAUUAGCUCAGUAGUACAGGAUGAACUGCGUGAAAAGAUCCGCGGCCGCACGCCAUCCCCACAGCCACCUGCGCAGCCAUGGAUCCAGCAACUUCUUCGUGCACAGGAGGCUAGCUUGAGCUUGGACCCCUUGGAAAGAGAGGACUACGGCUUCGGACUGGCAGUUUACCGCGCAGCAAACGUCUCCGAUGAGAAGUGGGAACAGCUGCAGCGGAACGUGGAAGCUCACUUCUCGACAUGGGUUGAUGGCGUCCAGCGCGCCGACGAGCUGAAACCAUCGCUCAAAUUGCAUUGGUUUGAUGGCAUUGAACUAGGCUUCGACCCUAUUCAACCCGUCCACGCAGCAAGGAAACACUACCAAGAGAUCCGGUCCUCGGACGAGUGGAGCCAUAAACUAGCACCAUCUGUUUUCCUUCUCAUCGAUCACAUGAGUGUAGGCUCAUAUACUGACGAGGCAAUCUCAGCCACCUUCGCAAAGGGGGAAGGCUUUCUGGAAGCUGACUUCCAAGGCCAAGUCCUAGCAGUUGACCCAGACUUUGAUGAGAGUGCCACUGCAAGUGAAACUGCAAACGAGACAGCCAAGGAAAAUGCCCAAGAAGCUUCCCUGACAUACAAAGGCCGGAUGCGCAUCCUGGGUAACCUCGUCUGGAGCGAGCUGUAUCCUCUGCUGAUGCUGCAGUCCGUGGGACUUGAGCAUCUCUGGCUGCAGGCCCGGGACCAUCCGUUGAAGGUUUAUACUGGCCCGACUGUGCCUAGUCAGGUUGAGGAGUGGAAGCAGAACAAUGCCGUCAAAACUCUCAUGAUGGAUAGCUUUGUGGAGUUCCUCAAAAAGAAGGACCCCAGCCUAGCAGGAAAGGUCGACGUGAUGAGAAAGGAGGGGUCCCUUUGUUAA